CAAUUAGGAAAAAAAUAGCCUUUAUGUGGGGCUGGGUGUGCAAAGUGGAGCAUCUUUGUCAAACUAUGCAUUAAGACCUUUCAGACUUUACCAUGGGGUCUCUUUCCCUUGGUUCUCCAACAAUCAAGAUAUAUCCCAAAAGCAUGGACUUUUGUUCUAUUGGUGCAGUAGGGAAGGCCGUUGUUAGAUGAUUUCUCUAGCCAAGAUGAGAUUGAACCUUUUGCCUUUCUGCUGGUAUGAAUAGAUGGCUGUGCUUGAUUAGUCUUGAAACAUAGUUAUGGUUCUUGCAGUUCGAUCUAAGAAGGAAGUCCCUGUAGUUGAAUUGGAAAAGCCAGAGAGCAUGAUGCUUCACGGACCCAGCCUCGCCUCAGUUGAAUCCUUGUCCAUGCCUCUUGUUCAAGAAGUGGUUCUAUCAGCAGACAUCCGAUGUGUCCAGUGUCAAAACAGAGUAGCUGAGAUAAUGUCGAGGAUGAAAGAAACCGAUUCUGUAUCAGUAAAUGUGUUGGAGAAGAAGGUAACAAUCAUUUGUAGAUAUCCUGCUGCCUUGUACAAGAAGCCUGUAGGCAAAGCCGCCAUGGUCAAACGGAUAUUCCGUUCUUCACACAGUUGAUUAACAAUACAAAUCUGGAGUGCAACGAGCUAAAAUGUAUGUCUUACUAUAAGAAUUAGUUUAGCAGAAAUAAUUAGUCAUGUAAAAAAAUUGUUUAUUGACAGUAGUGCAAUUGAAAGAAAUAUAGAUACUGUCUAUUCCUGAGCA
Tripterygium wilfordii is the source of this 757-nucleotide messenger RNA. RefSeq lists its product as uncharacterized. Gene Ontology annotation, molecular function: metal ion binding. Bases 278 to 610 code for a protein of 110 amino acids. The record is from RefSeq and is a predicted model, not a curated record. NCBI's taxonomy places the organism in Eukaryota, Viridiplantae, Streptophyta, Magnoliopsida, Celastrales, Celastraceae. The transcript has 3 exons.